AGACGCGCUCGGGCGGCCGGGAGUGCGCGCCGGUCCGGUCCGGCCAUGCAGAGCCUGGAGUUGGGUCUGGUUCCCGCUCCAGCGAGGGAGCCGAGACUGACCCGCUGGCUGCGGAGAGGCAGUGGGGUGUUGGCGCACCUGCUGGCCUUGGGCUUCACCAUCUUCCUGACGGUGCUGUCCCGGCCGGGAACCAGUCUUUUCUCCUGGCACCCUGUAUUCAUGGCCUUGGCGUUCUGCGUCUGCAUGGCCGAGGCCAUCCUCCUCUUCUCGCCCGAGCACUCCCUGUUCUCCUUCUGCUCCCGAAAGGCCCGGAUCGGACUGCACUGGGCGGGGCAGGCCCUGGCCCUCCUCUGCGCGGCCCUGGGCCUGGGCUUCAUCAUCGCCAGCCGGACCCGCAGCGAGCUGCCCCACCUGGCGUCCUGGCACAGCUGGCUGGGGGCCCUGACGCUGCUGGCCACGGGGGGCCAGGCGCUGUGCGGGCUCUGCCUGCUCUUUCCCCGGGCAGCCGGGGUCUCGAGGGUGGCCCGCCUCAAGCUCUACCACCUGACGUGCGGGCUGGUGGUCUACCUGAUGGCCACCGUGACGGUGCUCCUGGCCAUGUACUCGGUGUGGUUCCAGGCCCAGAUCAAAGGCGCGGCCUGGUACCUGUGCCUGGCGCUGCCCCUCUAUCCCGCCCUGGUGAUCAUGCACCAGAUCUCCAGCUCCUACUUGCCGAGGAAGAAGACGGAAAUGUGACUCCCCCCGAACGCUGACUCUAGCUGGCACCCUGGCCUUGGACCUCAGUGGUCUGUCUGGUGACCUUGAAGGGCUCCACUUCCGGAGUGGUAGGGUUUUUUUUUUAGACUUUUAGCCGGGCUGACGGGUGACUCAGUGGACCGAAAUGGGGAAACGUACUGGGUGCAAAGUAAAAGGUGACGGGGA
Messenger RNA from Eptesicus fuscus (big brown bat), 921 nucleotides. Its product is annotated as probable transmembrane reductase CYB561D1. The transcript is spliced from 3 exons. Gene Ontology annotation, molecular function: transmembrane monodehydroascorbate reductase activity. NCBI's taxonomy places the organism in Eukaryota, Metazoa, Chordata, Mammalia, Chiroptera, Vespertilionidae. The record is from RefSeq and is a predicted model, not a curated record. The coding region runs from base 46 to 735 and encodes 229 amino acids.